This is a messenger RNA of Archocentrus centrarchus (flier cichlid), 873 nucleotides long. Its product is annotated as potassium channel subfamily K member 16-like. Bases 1 to 873 code for a protein of 290 amino acids. Gene Ontology annotation, biological process: stabilization of membrane potential; potassium ion transmembrane transport. Gene Ontology annotation, cellular component: plasma membrane. Lineage: Eukaryota; Metazoa; Chordata; Actinopteri; Cichliformes; Cichlidae. Gene Ontology annotation, molecular function: outward rectifier potassium channel activity; potassium ion leak channel activity. The transcript is spliced from 5 exons. The record is from RefSeq and is a predicted model, not a curated record.
AUGGCGAGCUUUCAUGUGGUGCGGGUCAGAAUGAGCUGGACGGCCCUUUUGGCUCUGGCCCAUUUCACCUACCUGCUGGUCGGAGCCACCAUCUUCCAGAUACUGGAGCGAGAGGCCGAAAACAACAACCGUCACUGCUUCCUGAUGGAGAAGUUGAAUUUCUUGGCGAAUUACACCUGCCUGGAUGAAGACGCCUUGGAGCACUUUGUUAAGGUGAUUUUAUACGCCAGGGAAAAUGGAGUAAAUCCUUCAGGCAAUUCCACAAACCCCAGUAACUGGGACUUCAGCAGCUCCUUCUUUUUUGCAAGCACUGUUGUCACAACUAUCGGAUAUGGAAACCUCUCCCCAAGCACCGUGUCCGGCCAGGUGUUUUGUGUAUUUUACGCUCUCUGUGGGAUUCCCUUGAACCUGGCCUUCUUAAAACAGCUGGGAAAGUGUCUCACCAUCCACCUGGGGACACUGGAGAAAGGGGUGGUCUCAGUUGUUCCUCACAAGCAAGCAUUUGAGGCUGUGGCGGUGAGUUUGUUCUUUAUCACUGGGACCGUUCUGCUUCUGGCCAUCCCGCCUCUGCUGUUCAGUUACGUGGAAGGCUGGACAUAUGGCGAGGGCUUCUACUUUGCCUUCAUUACGCUCAGUACCAUUGGCUUUGGAGAUUAUGUAGUGGGCACCAACCCUGGAAAGAACUACAUCUUUCUGUACCGCAGUUUUGCAGGUGUUUGGAUCGUCUUCGGCCUCGCUUGGCUCGCUCUCAUCUUCAACAUGGGAGCCAGUAUAGUGGAGCACGUGCUUGACCGGACCUACCCAAGCUUCAGGAAGCAAGAGGAGGCAGAGGACACGACAUCCACUAAACUGGAAGCCACAUCAAAGAUCUGA